Molecule: messenger RNA, 22118 nt
Organism: Schistosoma haematobium
Lineage: Eukaryota; Metazoa; Platyhelminthes; Trematoda; Strigeidida; Schistosomatidae
Product: Transducin (beta)-like 1 X-linked receptor 1
Exons: 4
Coding region: 402-1334 (310 amino acids)
Biological process (GO): regulation of transcription by RNA polymerase II
Cellular component (GO): histone deacetylase complex
Molecular function (GO): transcription corepressor activity; protein binding
Source: RefSeq, a predicted model, not a curated record
CUGGGGCACAUGAAGCCUAUGAAUUAGCUUACUGGCUUCGGCACUCGAACGUUAUGGUUUCGGUAGCUUCUAAAAUGAACUCGAUGAUCUCAUCUAUAACAAAGAUUCGUAUUUUUGCGGGUUGUUUGAGUGGUGCUUAUUUAGCACUUUCGCGGUAUUUUAGAUGUGGACGUUGGUAACCUGGCUAUUCUUAUGUUUUGGGUAUUUUUAAUUUUUCUUGUCUACCAUGCUUCUUUCGUACAAAAAAUCCGAAACAUUAUGAUUUCCUGUUUGCUGUUUUCCUAACUUGGCACUCGGAUUUCUAUUUUAUGUCUUUAGUGUGUUGACUGUCGGGUCUUCUUCCUGUAAUCUACGUCUGAUUUCUCACGACCAGUAUCCUCCCCACUUUCACCACCUAGGGGAUGAGCUUCACUUCUGAUGAAGUCAAUUUUCUUAUAUUCAGAUAUCUGCAAGAAUCAGGCUACUGUCACUCAGCAUACCUGUUCGGUUUAGAAAGCCAAAUUAGUCAAUCAAACGUCGAUGGGGCACUUGUGCCUCCCGGUUCUUUACUAAGCCUGAUCCAAAAAGGGUUGCAGUAUACAGAAGCUGAAAUAAGUAUUGGCGAGGAUGGCAGUGAACGUGUUGUGGAAUCACUAUCCCUAAUUGAUGCUGUUGUUCCGGAUGUAAUCGAAAAGCGUAAAAAUUUCCUCAAGCAACAGAGCACUACAAGCUCAGCUAGCCUAAGUACUCCCAGUAGUGUGCUCUGCAACAGCACAACUCUGUCUUCGACUGUUAAUUGUAUCACUCAUGUUGGAUCCGUGUCGGUUACUUCCUCCACUUCGGAUCAGUUAUUAUCAGUCAAUUCCCACUCUUAUACUUUGGAUAUAUCAACCGUUCCCAGUACAUUGCACACACAAUCCGACCUUUCACACAGUACAGCGGGCCAUGCCCCCUUAAAGAACGAUAUUUCAAGCAUUUCUUCACAUCCUCACUCUCACCAACACAACACACUUCCCCCCUCCACUCUUGGCACAAUUAAACCAAAUAAUCCUUCAAAUGCAGUUAAUGCUUCUGUACUUAAUCAGUCUAACAACAUGACUCCGUCAUCCCUAUCCACUCCUGUUUGCUCUGUCGCACUCAUUUCAACUAUAAGUCCAAUCACUGCUUCAAAUACUACUCCGUUGGUUGGAAUCAAUAAAAUCACAGCUGCUUCUCAGCAGUCUUCCAUAACAUCAGGACAACUUACCACUCACCAUAUCCCUCAAUCUAUGCUUUUAUCAUCUAUACAGACAAACGGCGAACAUCAUGGAGGAGCUAUGGGUAAUUUUUCUAACUUCUAUUUGACAAUGUUAUGAAAGUUUUUUUUGUGCACCGUAUGCUCUGUUAUCUUAAACGAAUAAGCCACUUUUUGUAUACCUAUACCAUAAUCUCGGUUUGUCAAUAACCAAGGGUCGAUAUCGAAAUGGGUAAGUAUUAUGAAGGCUAGACGCAGGGUUAUUAGGGAAUGAUGGUAAAUUAGUCGCUGGAUUUGUAAGUAUACAUCUGCUGAGAUGGGCCACGUAUUACACAUGCCCAACCAUCGAUUACCUUGGCGCUCAAUGCCGACUAGUACUUGAAGUCACCAACUUCUGGUUCGAGCCUUAUUGAUGUAUACAGACUACUUGGUUGAGGUCCACGCGACUAUUGUAACCAGUGGUUAGAGACUGGGUGACAUGUCUUUCUACAAACCGAUCCUUUCUCCCUUUAUAUCUUUAUAUUCAAUUUUUUAAAAUAUAUUACUACUAUUGAAGUAACUGCUAUAAAUUCGGUAUUCGUCUUGUGCUAAUGAGCUGUGGCAAGUUGAACCGAUGCAUGUGUUUUUUGGUCCUACGUUGUAGUUGACCGACUUACGUGAAAUCAGCUUGAAUGUUUUUUCAUACAUUAGAAUAGUUCACGGCUCCUGCCUCCAGAAAAGUGUGCAAUCAAUACUGAUCUGUAGCAGACAAGCUUUGGUGUUUUUUUUGUAUGAUAGGGUCAUCUGUUUUGGCCAGCUUAUGAAAGAAAGUUCAAUAAGGAAUGUGUUUCUAAUCCUUGUUUUAUUCAGGAAGUCAUAAAAUUGCCAGCCAGAUAAUUUUUUUAAGGCGACCGAAAAACGUGUAUACAAACGAUAAACUGGAAGUCUGGUUGUUUGUUGUGUUGCGGCAAUUCGUCAUAUGGUGUACUGCAGUGUCUUAAUAUAAAGCUAACAGGUCAACAAUGGAUAUGAAACUAAAACCCAUUAUAAUUAUGUAGUCCAACUGGAAUCAACGUGAUUUGUAAAAAUAGCAUGUUAGGAGUAUUUUUAUGUGCGUUGUUAAUUUUAACGCUUACAAUAAGUAUAAAAAAUCCAGUUUACUAUCAUAAAUGUAGUUACGUUUCAUUUUCAAAUCUGCCAGGGAUCUAUCAUGUAUGGAGAUCACAUGGCAAGUCAUUCUGAAAAUAUACCAGUUUUAUAAGACUGAAGAAAAAUACUUAACAAAUCGUUUACUGGUAUACGCAUUCCCAGUGUACAAUUGCGUUAAGUUGUCUUCCGAAUUUUUUUUUUGAGUGAAUAAAAGGCAUUAAAACCGAGUUUUCAUUCUGAACAAGUUUCUUAUUCCUAGUAAAUAUUUCAUAUAUUCUCUUUUCAUGGCAAGUCUGUCUUCAUUAUUCAUGCCCAUCUGACUACCGCAGCACACAUUGAUUGCUUAGUGGUGAGUUAACAGCAAGUAAAACGAGCAAACCUAAACUCACUAUCCGUCCAUAAUGUUAUUGUUUGUUCAUUGGACUAUCAGGUGAAUGGAAAGUACCUUGUUGGAAGCUACUCAUCGAUCGUAAUCAUUGGGGGGGGGUGUUGGAGCAGACUCAGUCUUUUCUCCCUCCUGAAUUCUAAGUUUUAAUAUUGUUUCAUGUUUUUUCACAAGUUCACACAGCAAAGUUCUUUAUGUUUACCCUUUUUUACUAUAGUAGACAUGAUUUGCCAUGCAUCUUAUUGAUUUCUCACUACUGAUGUAGUGUGGCAACUUGAAGUGAUGCACAUUUGUGCCGUGUUUUAUGUUUGACUAACGGUUAUGGUACUUCCAAUUAUAAUGCAAACUUAAAGAUUUCUCUCUUUAGUUAGCAUAAAAACUAAUGUUCUCAGUUAGUACCAACACGUCGAGUUUAUGACGUGAAAUCCCUGGUUUUCUGAAAAUGUGUAAGUGGAAACAGGGUUUUGUCUGAAACCUCAGUAAACUAGCGUAUUUACUAAUUCCCAAUUGCUUAAUCCUGAAGUGCUAUUCAGGUAAGAUGAAGUAUUUGAGCGUGUAGACCGUUUCGUUUAUUUUAAGAGUCUCACCAGUACUGAUGUCUGAUGAAAUCUUGGCACAAAUUCAAAGGCUCAAUUGGCUUUUGUCAGCUUACAUCACUUUUGGCGCAGGCGAGAUAUAUCUAUCAACCUUAGGAUAAGUAUACUGUGCAGUGGUUCAAUUCGUUCUACUUUUUGGGUGUGAAACGUGGCUAUUAAGAAUAGACGAUAUUCCAAGUUUACUAGUAUUCGGUCAUAGGUGUCUUCGAAGCAUUGUUUGUGUAUUGUGGGAGCACGGUGUAAGCAAUGACUGGGUUACGAAUAGAGCACUAGUUAAAGAAGGGGAAUGGGCUGAUGAGGUAGUAAAUCUUCAUCAACUAAGGUGGUUGAGACAUGUGUCACGUGUGCCCAACCACCGCCUACCGCGAUGACCGGUGUUUUCUGGUUCAGGAGUAGGCUGGAAAAAGCUAGAGGCAGCCAAAUCAAACACAUGGCUUCAGUUCAUGAGGUCACUGGCAAUUGGCUUGGCCAUGUCAUUAGGUAUAGACUACCUGGUCGGGGUCCGCGUGAUUAUCAUACCCAGUGGUUGGCGACUCAAUGACAAGGUUUUAAAUCACUUUCAAUGGAGCAGGUGCAUCCAUCCCCGAAUUCUGAGCUAUUGAAUUCCUCAUAACUUUUCCUUGCGUUUUUAUUUUUAUUUAUAUAUUUUUUCGAGUUGUAUCUUCGAUGUCUAAUCUUUCCUAUUACCACUUAUACUGUUAUUACCUCUACUAUUCUGGGAUUCGGUCUUACAACUUGAUCUCUGUACUUAUGGAAUAUGGCAACUUAAACCGAUGUACAUACCUACAGGUUCUACGUUGUGACUGACUGACCCUAUUGUAAAGUGUAGUAAUAGAAUUAUACACGAUGGCGUCAGAUCUUUAAUUUGUAGUUCAUAAACUUCCUAUUCGCGCGCGUAGAGCUUAAGUAAAGGUAUUACGUCCAAUAGUUCUGUAUCGCUCUUAUAUUUUAAUCUUUUAAGUAUUAUCGCUGAGUUGUAGGUAACUAGCUAAAGCAUUCGUCUUUGGUCGACCGAUACGCCCAAGCCAUGCAAUCCGCACUUAAUCAGUCGGCAAAUAGUGUCCGUAGGUAUGGUAUGCGCUUUGCACCCUCGAAGUGCAAAGUAAUUAUACAAGACUAGCAGGACGCUGACUCUGCAUUCACCUUGGGUCGUGAGUGGAUAGAAGUAGUCGAGAAGUUCGUGUAUCUGGGCAGCUGUGUAAGUGCUGGUGGUGGCGUGAGUGAUGAAAUCACUUCAUGUAUAGUGAAAGCCAGAGCAGCUUAUGACAAUCUGAGCCUUGGGGCCUUCAUGAUGUUAGUCUGGCUGCAAAAGGUCGGAUCUACAACGCGUCGGUGAGAGCAGUUUUGCUCUAUGCUUGUGAAACCUAGCCUCUCCGAGUUGAUGAUGUUGGACGACUCUCUGUGUUUUGUCAUCAUUGUCUCCGAAGGAUUGCUGACAUCCAGUGGCAACACUAUGUUAGUAAUGCAGAUUUUCGGCAUCGUGUGUUCGGGCGCCGAGACGAUAAUCCAAUUGGUGUCACCACCUCGAAACACCGACUUCGGUGUCUUGGACAUGUCCUACGAAUGUUUUCCCAGAGAAUUCCACGUCAUGCAUUAUUUGCCGAUGCUGGGACUGGUUGGAAAAAACGGAGAGGUGGUCAGUGUAUGACAUGGUGUCGUGUUAUGAAAGAAGUCUGCAAAGGACUGGCUUCUGUCGGUCCUUCACGACUCCCUGGCUGGAAUCCUAGAGAUGGUGCAACACAGUGGCUAGGGACGCUAUCAGAUAUGGCUCAGAAUAGAAGCUAGUGGCGAUCCUACUGUAACCUUCUUUUACUUUAUUCAUAGAAAAUGGUUGUUUCUUCUUUAACCGAAAGAAUUCUUUUGGUUAUGCCUUUCCGUUUCCCCCAUUAUUAUUAUUAUUAUUAUUAUUAUUAUUAUUAUUAUUAUUAUUACACUACCUUGCACUAAUUUGUGGUCGUUAUUGUUUUUCUUUUACGCUCCUUACCCUCUUUUUUCUCUUCCCAUUCUCAUUGUUUUGUGUGGUGCAUAUAUAUUUGGUGCCCCCUUGUACCAAUAUUUAUGUGUUCAAAUUAAUAAUAAAUAAAUAACAAUACGUUGAAAACAACGCAAGCCCCAACGCUUGGAAUGUGACUUGAAGCCAGAAACAUAAACCUGUACUUCGUAAAUGGAUUGUAUAGCUAAUAAUAUUUUACUACCAACCACAAAUAGUAAAUCAGCUCAAAAAUAAAAAAAAAAUUUCAUCAGCUUUUUUGUUUUAAUACCCAUGAGCCUACGUAUCAGGAUGGAAAGUUUUUUCUAGUUUCGUGGUACAAUUGAUAGAUUAUUGAAAGUUAUUUGGUCCAGUUUUCCCAUAUCGUCAGUGUUGACAUCUUAAUGAAAAAGUGCCACAAGUUUGUCAAUAUUUUUCUGUUGUAUUAGUUAACCCAGGUUUUCGUUAGAUUUUUAAUCAAACAGUAGUAUUACGGUAAAAAGAAAUACUUAUUUCUAAGUGCCUACAAUAGAAAUAACUGCAUGUACAGUCAAAUCAUGUAUACUGACUUCCAGAUUUUGGUAACAACUGAGGUUUUAAUUUACUAAGUAGUGCUAACUAACUGAUUGAUUUGGUAUCCCACAGUUAGCAAAUCAGCUGCUCAGUCAAACGCGACGUAGAACCUAGUAUGUGUGUACAUCGGUUUAGGUUCCCAUACCCCAAUUGUACGACUGAAGGAAAUAAUAGGCGCAAAUCCCAGAGUUGUAGAGGCAGUAAGUAUGAGUGGUAGUUUAAAAGAUUAGGCAUCAAAAAUAUGAUUCAAGAAAAUAUAAAUUACUGAAAUAAGAUGUACUUUGAGGGAUGUCAAAACCUAGAACCUAGGGAAAGACAAUGAUUAAAGGCAUCUUUGUCAUUGCGAAGGAUUCCGAGUUAUUGCAUCUGAAGUCUCCCUCGCUUUAAAUUAUCUGCAGCCCUCUAAACGUCACUAAGUUUUGCCAUUCAGCUAGUGACUUGCUAAAGCCUAUUGGGGUAUGAUGGAGGGAUUUGAUAAUGAAGAUUGUCUCGGGUGGUUUUAAGGGUCGGUAUAGACGUGUUUGUCGCAUCUCGGCUACCCACAUCGUGGAAGAAUAUUUCUUCUUGAGGGACCUGUGAAGGAAACUAGGUUAGCGGUGCUCUUAGUGACCUGGGAGCGUCACCGCAGAAUCUGAGGGGAAACCGUUUGAGACCGGUCACUCACUGCAUGUCGAUGGGAAGUUUUUGUGUUUGGAAUAGGCAACUGACGAUUUGUAAUUGUGAUUGUGAGAAAGUUUGGUUAACCUUCAAUGUCGUUUUUAGUGUUAAAACAUCAGAACAACUAAGCAAAUUACUCAAGACAACUUUGUGAGGUGUGAUAUAGUGGUAGUCUCACAACUGUCAUUAUUUUAUUAGUAAGAUGAAUUAAACUUUUCGUUGUCAAGUACUCGCACUUCCUCAGACGAAAGCUUCCAUCUUCAAGCCCAGUCAGUACAUUCAUAUUUUUUUAUCGUCACUUACAUGCUUAAAUAUAUUCCCUUGCUCAACGCAGUCAUCGUGCUAACUCAAUACUUAUGUUUUCCUUGAUUGGUAGUUAAUCAUUAUCGCGGCAACGAUGCUAUGGAAGUUGAUCGAGUACAUGUUCCUGAAGUCAAUAAUACAUCUCCUUUACUCACAAGACAAAUUCCACCUGAACGAAUCACGGUUUUAAAAGGUCAUCAAUCUGAAGUCUUUAUCUGUGCGUGGAAUCCUCGAAAUGAUAUGCUAGCAUCUGGGUAAGUCAUUUCAUCAAGUCUUUACUAAUUGAAUUCCGUCAGGUGUAGCAGGCUCGUAUUCUUUAAAGUGUUGCUCAAUUUUGAUAUUCCAUUCCUAAGUUUUGGUGCUCAAUUUCGAAUUCUAAACUUGUUUUGAAAAGUUAGGGGAUUUCAGUAACCGAAUAAAGCAUAUCACUGUCGCUCUGCAACACCUUUGUACAUAAUGAUUACUGAUGUAUAUUCGUCUUACUAUUGGUACAUGAUGUCCAGAAUUUACCCCCGAAAUCUCAUUUACGUAAUUGAAAAGUAAUGAGUAGGUGCGUUUUUAAAACUCAGUCAUGUAUAUAAUUGUUAGGUUUCAAAAUAACCAAAAUUUUCGGUAAUGUUCUUUUAGCUAUAUUGAAAAUCAGUAGAUAGUCACGUCUGGUAAUCAUUUCUCUAUCUUAACGCUUUUUAAAAUUCUAAAGAGCAGUUUUACCCAUUUGGCUUUGUCAUUUCUAAGUCAGUUACCUUCGUUCAACAAUUGCGAGGAUAUUAUCAAAGGGAAUUUUUUCCCCACGUUAUAAUUACACCAGACAUCAAUGAAUAUUCAUUUCACCAUAAUAACACUGUACAUAAAUUGGCUUGUGUUAAGCAGAAUAAUCCUUAAUCCAUUUCUUUAGUUUUUUUCCUAACUAGCUCAAUUUGUUCUUCUUAGUUUGUAUAAAAUCUUUAAUUUAUACCAAAUCUCAUCAGCUCAGGAGAUUCAACGGCACGGAUAUGGAAUCUUGAGGAACCCGUUGCAAAUCCUCACCAUGUCCCUCAGUUGGUUUUAACACACUGGGUUAAUCUUGAUGGUCAAACUGUGCUGAGUAACAAGGACGUCACAUCUCUGGAUUGGAAUGUAAGUCAGUUAACGAAUAGUUAAUUGUUUCUGGAAUAUGACUGGUGAUUUUUAGUCAUAAAUUCCAGUUUAGGAAUUUUUCAAAUGAUUGAAAUACUCUCUGUUAACCUAUAACACUGAUCUAGUCAUUAUAUAUGUGUGUCAAUGAUAUUCACAUGUAUUAGUAUGGAAGUGUCUAAGUUAGUCCUAUUAUUCUUGAUGACGUAGUAGCGUGCUGAUUCCGUAAAAUCAUAUUUUUUUAUUAGUCACACUCCUACUAUUUUUCCGGAAUCACAAAUGACCUUGUGGGACUGUCUGUUUGGUGACUCAUUAUUAAUGGCAGACAUUUGUAUAAAGCGGAUAUACUGGCCACUCCCUUUUCUAUAUUUUUGUCCUUUCGUUUGUGAAAUUCUUGUACCACAGUGAUUACAUUUCAACUUUUUUUUUCCGUUAUUGGCAUUUUUAAAACCCUCGUGCUUAAUAAGAUGUUCUCUGUUGUGGUAUUAGGGUUUGUCACGGACGUAUGACUAAAAUCAUAGGCUGCUGACCAUAUUGGUGACGGUUUAUAAACGAAUUCUAUUCACUGUUUAUUUUUGUUCGAAAUAUCUCUGAUUAAUUUUUCGUUUGAAUGACUCGUUAAUUAACGUACACUUAAAUUUAAAGUAAUACAAACAAACGGUAGACCGUUUAGUUAUUUCAACACAUUUUGUUAGCGUUCCGCUAUAGAAUUAUGCAGAAAUACCUCAACUGUUAGUUUCUGUUCAAAUGUACGUUUUAUAUAUGAUUGGUUUAUUACUAUUGGCAUCCAGUUUGAUCUUCCAUGGGAAGUUUUGCUUACUUACUGAUUUGUUGACCAAUGAUUAACUUGUUUUUUAAACCUAAUUUUUGAUUUUUAAUAUCUUAAUGUACCAGUCUGAUGGGAGUUUCCUAGCCACUGGAUCGUACGACGGAUUUGCUCGAGUUUGGAAUACUGACGGUAUGUUGCUACAUUGUACUUAGUUUUUUGGUGAUAAGUCAUUACUGUCUAAGUGUUGCACUAAAUUCUAUGAGUAUUUUUGGACGUCAGUUUAUUCGCCAUCCAAAUUCUGCACUUGAAUUUUAGUUCGUGUUUACUUGUGUAUAUUUAUAUGGAUAAUAGGAAGAUAUCGUAAUUUAGAGUCGCAGUUAGGUUUCGACUGAAUGUUAUGCUGAGAUAAAAAAUUCUAAUAAGUUUCUAGCUAAUCAUGAUAUAAACAGUACUCAGUUGAUUAUUGUUACCGGUGUUGGAUAUUUAUAUUUACAGGAUAAAUGUCUCCUGUAUUUUUAUUAAGGUACUUUUGAAGUAUUACUUUGACAUAUUUCCUAAUUAGGAGUAAUCUUGAGAACUUAUGAUAAAUGUUAUCUAAGAAACACAUCAAACUGUUGUUAGUAGUUAAUGUUUCUUGUGCAAUAACUAUAAAAUGAUGUAUGAGAUAAUAUAUUUAGUCCCUUUUGUGUCUGAUAUGUUGCUUUUAUGUACAUUUGUUAUUUCUCUGCACGCCCACCCGCAGUUUCCUAAAUGUACAAAAUGGCGACAUAUGCACUCAGAAGCGAUUAAGGUGGCAAAAUAAACAUGUAACAAAUCAUUUCAUUUUGAUGACCUCCAUUGUGAUAAGGUGAACUCAAAUGAUUUGUUUCUGUCACGUAACACGUGCAUUGUCGCUAAGUGUACAUGUUAUUUGACCUCUAACCUUAUGUUACUUUUAUUUUUCAUCAGUGGCUUUUAUGUACUAGGUUAUAAAAAUUGUAAUGUUUUGACAGUCUGUAAUUUAUACGUCUCCACACUGCUUUUCAUGUUGCCGUGCUUAUAUGGGGAAUGAAAUCUGUAAAUAUCUUUCUGAAAGCUCAAAGUGUUCUCAUUAUGCCUCCUGCAAUAAUUUAUUCAGUGUAAUCUUCCUUGAGAAAGGGGUUAAUUUUUUUUGGCAUUGUGCUAAACAAUACAGUAUAAAGUGAUUCAGGUUAUUGGGAUUUAACUAAAACGUGACAUCAGUGCUUGAAGUCAUUAACUUCGAGUCUGAGCCAUGUUGAUAGAUGCAGACUGCUUGGUUGAGGUCCGCGUGACUAUCGUAACCAAUAGUUGGAGACUCAUGGUAACAUGGCUCAGAAUCGAUCACAAUAUCGUAGGUGUAUACACUCUCUGUCUUCCCUUAAACCGUGAAACUAAAAUUGCUCUAUGUCUUCCUACGAAAUAAUUCUUUCUUCCUAUACUAUAUCCUUAUAUGCAAUCUUUCUUUUAUACAUAAACACCAUUAUUUAUUUUUAUUUAUUUUAACUCAUAGAUAUUGGUAUAAGGAGGCACCAAAUACAUAUGCACCACACAGAUCCCAUUCGAUAUGUGUGAGGGCUGUGAUACUGUCCGGGUGCCCAAACCGAAGUAGGUGGUUUUCUUAGGGGGCUACACCCGGAGCCUUCGACCUGAAGGUCUGGUCCACAAGGCAGUGGAGCAACGUAAGAUGCAUUCCUAUGGUAGCCGGUGGCCAACGAUUGGUUCAUACACCUUUUGUUCCUUCAGGAUACUGGAGCCCAUGUGCACCAUUGGUUUGGAAUCAGGGUUUUCCAACUCCCCUAGGUGGACUCUCCAUGUCCACCUACCCGGUUAGAGCGCCGGACAUUCGCUUUUCGUCCUCUCAAUUUCGUAAACAACACCCCCGCCACGAAAAGGCAGUGAGUGGAAAUUCCCUGGCAGAGGCUAUAUACGCGUGGUCAUGUGAGAGCAUUUCGAGAGGGAGAGCUGACUCCCCACUCUCAGUCGUACCAGGACAUUGAAUCAACUAAUUCUAUGAAUCCGGUGUUCAUCUUGCUGUGUUAAUGAGGUAUGGCAACUUGGACCGAUGCAUACAUGUGCCUAGUCCUACGUUGUAGCUGACUGAUUUGACUCUUAAUUCUAGUGAUUAUUUCUCGUUAUUUUUUCUGAUGGGAUCGAUAUGUGACUUUUAUUCUAGGUCGCUUGGCAACAACUCUUGGGCAACAUAAGGGACCCAUAUUUGCUCUGAAGUGGAACAAGAAAGGGAACUAUAUUCUCACAGCAGGAGUUGAUAAGGUUAGCUUGUUUGAUCUUUUAUUCUGAAACAAAUACAUUGUAAGGAUCUACAGUAAGUUCAUUCAGUCUAAUUAAGUUAACACUAUUUUAUAAUGCUUCUAGUGAUGCGUCUGCACAGUAAUGCUCAAAAUUUUACAAAACCUAAGUUUAGGUAUAAGAACUACCCUACGUCUUACUAAAAGUCAGAGAAAAACCUGUGCAACAACAAAUUCAAGAAGUGUUGAAUUGAUAUCUUAUUAGUCUAUCCUGAAUUAUCUAGCUGUAGUGAACAACAUUUUACGUAUACGGUAUCUCACAAGAGUUUAGUCUCUUAACUUACUGUUUAUUUCACACUUCGUGAAAUUGUGUGGUGGUAAACGACCAAUUUGGUGAAUAAUGUAAAGUACUAAGCUUCUCCAAUUAACGUACAAAUACUUAGAAUAAUGUUUUCAAGUGUUCAUUUAGUGUAGCUACCCAGUGAUCAUGAAAAUGUAAUAAGAUUAACUAGUUUAACACUUAUCUUGUCACAUAAUUAAAUUUACAUCAUUGAUACUUGUUUUGUCUUAGUGGGUACCGUUGGUCUCAAUCUCGUAAUAAUAAACUAUUAAAUUUUAAAAGGGAAAACUUCCCGCUUGUGUUGAAUAUACUGUUUUAAGGGAAACACAGUUUUCUUCAACAUUUAGUGUUCAGAUUAUUUAAGUUAUCUCGUUUUUCAUGUAAUUUACUUCAUUUAUCGAAUGAUUAGUUCUAUUUUGUGUCGGAUCAGUUGAGUCUUCCUCGUGUCACUGUUAUUUUAUAGAGCUGUAGUAAUGUACUGUACCACUCUUAAAUGGUUCGUUUCACACCACUUCUAUUCUGCGUUAUAUUUUAUCCCUAAAAUGUAAAAACUGUCAGACUAAUACUGAUAAUAAAACACUUUGUCCAUCUUAACAUUAAUACAAUUAGAUGUGACACCUGUUCUUCUGGUAUUUUCCGGUCACUGACAUCUAGCUUUCAGUUUCCGCACGUGGAAUUUCUUCACGGUGUCCAUAACUUCUAGGUGUCAUCCGUCCACAUUCUGAUCGUUAUGAUGAUCUGUUCCAAUGAUCAGACUCAUUUCAACGACUACCACCUCUAGUAACGGUAAUCGAAUCUAUUAAGUCGUGUUCUCUUAUCACAGUUAAUACCUGGGUAAAUGUUAAGUACUCAAGUACCUAAAGAUGAAUGUUUUCUUACGACGAUAUCACGUGUUCAUCUUCCCUAUUUUGUAAUCAGCACUUUUUAUUACAGAUCGCCCCUGUAGGGCGAUUAGCUCGUGGAGACUCCGAAUGUUACCCUUAUAUUUUAGGUCUUUUCAGGUUAAUAGGGUAAGCAGGUUCACAUACAUCUUUUAAGUUAUCUAGCUCAUCUUACUUAAUUUUUGCUACAACGUAAUUGCUAUUUAUCGAUUAUCUGAGUAAUUUUCAAUUAUCGUUAUAACGGAUUUGACAUCAGUCCCAUUACAAUUAUUUGCUACAAUAUUACUUAUAGUGAUGGGUUUCAUUUUUUGACGUGUGUACAUUUUCGUCCGUAUGUUGUAUCCCUUUUUAUUUUUAGACAACCAUUAUAUGGGAGGCCCAAACUGGCAGAAUCGCUCAACAGUUUGCAUUUCAUGUCGGUACGUUCACUCAGUAAUACUGCACGUAACCGUUUAUGAUUUUAGUCUAAGUGUCCGGUAAUAUUUCCACAUACGGGGAACUUUAAUUUCACUUUCUUGUAUUCUUAUAUCUUUAUAAGUGGUUGGUACAUAUUUAUUUACAUUACGUUUCACUUAGUACAUCUAUCAAAACCUUGUUUUAGAGCUCCCUCUAAAUCCUUGAUUUAUUUACAGGGAUCUGUUUUCCCUCCAACGACUUAUUUUAAUGUUUUCCUUUACUUCGUUUCCUUGUCUCAGAAAACACCUUCCUAGUAAUAAUUAAGUUCCUAAUAGUUACAUGAUAAGACUUAACAUAAUCUAGUUAGGAACUGGAAAUAUUCUUAUGGGUUGUAGUGUGUCAUUGUCUGUAUAUCGUUGAUCCUGUAACAUGACAAAAAAAGGUAAUCUAAGGUAGUGAAAAACCUAAUCCUACUAUACUUUUUGACAAACUGUUUGAAUAUAUUUAAAGCAGGGUUCCGCAGUUUGUCGGUAUGAUAUUCUAGUUAACAUAAAAGGGGUACUACCAAGCUUUAACUUUGUCCCGUUGUUUAAUAAGGAUUCAGUGCUUCUUAUCUUCAGUACAUCCUAAAACUUAAUCUUGAAUCUGAGACCUUCAUUUUCAAAGUCACCAUAAUCAAGUAUUUUACAAUCAUUUCCACUUUGAUUUUUCGUUCCGUAAAAAAAUCUUACUUGCCUUUCUACUCGUCAGUGAUUUAUUUGAGUGUCAGUCAUUCGCAAGCAGUGUAUAACCUGGAUUACAAUAAACACUCAAAUCCCAAACACGUAGUAUGCGCCUACCAAUAUAACUUACAUCGAGAGUGAAUUCAUAAAUUAAUGCCAGAUUUUUUUCUAGCUUUCUUCCAACAUACUUCUACACCAGAAAUCAUCACCCAUCGAAGUAGAUCGUGUUUGGUUGUGCAUCAUCGUAGAGAAAGACCCACAAUCUUACCAACUGAUUUCUGCUAUCCUUUGUGUUUAUUUUCAAUGUUGCUUACUCGGUGAUUACAAGCCACUCAAACAAUCCUUCAAAAGGACCUAUGAUCAAAUACUAGUAUCCUACGAAUCUCCUUUACAUUUAAGGUACAGAUUUGAUAGUCACAAUGUAAUUUUACAUCUUUGGGUAAAAGUCAAUCAGCUAUCCAUUUGUUCAGUAUCGUUUAACCUCCCGAUUUCUGUUGUUAAUAUCUAACUACCUUGAAAUUCAUAGGCAUGUAGUGAAUUUCGGAAUGUCUUUUUAUGUCUUUGAUCAGUUGUUUUUGUAUUCUCUUGUGGCGGUUAACUUGUAUGUUCCAAUAAAUCCAUAGCUCAGUGAAGUAAGCUUUCAUUUCUCGACUAUUGUGUUAAAUUAUCCUCGUUCUACACAUUUGGUUCCAAACCAUAGCUCAAACUCCUCUCUAGUAACUGAGUUGAACUUCUACAUGAAGACCAUAUAAGUGUUCAUUGAUCCUAUGUCUUGCCUGUUCAUUUUAAGCUAAUUCUCACAUCUACUAUGAUCACACAGAAUUCAGUCAGUGUUAUGGAGUAUCAUUUCAUUUACAAAUGUUUUCGACUUACUACUUUUACAUUCACUUUACUUUAACAUAAAAAAGCUUGAUCCAACCAUAGUUUAUCAUCAAAAUUUUCUUUUCUUUUUUCAAGCUCCGACAUUAGAUGUUGAUUGGCAAUCAUUAGAUAGUUUUGCAUCUUGUUCCACAGACACAAAUAUUCAUGUUUGUCAGUUAGGCUGUUCUUCUCCUGUAAAAACAUUCCAGGGUCACGAGGUAGGUGUUUUUUUAUUUUCUUGUAGUAACUGUAUUCCCCUAUAUUUUUACCGCACUUAGUAUGACUGAUUAGCUUUACGGAUCAGUCAAACAAAUGUAGUUCUGGAGAAGAGUUUUACCUCUGGUAGACGCUUUUGGCGGUGUUGUAUUCUGUGGGCUCAGUGAAAAAUAAUAUCAAAACUUGGGAAUAGUUUUCAUCAUGACCUGAGGUCAGUUGUAAACUCACUAAAAGUUAAGGAGUCCUGUAUAGUCAAAGUCACUUGUUGAUAUGAACCCUUGACAAAUUUAAACAUAGGAAAAAUAGGUAGUCGUGACGCACGCCCCUCCAUGUAGCCAGUUCAAGUGACAGUUCGCUGUAGUUUUUGUUACAGAAACUGUAUUUAAGUUAAAAGUUCGUAGGGUAUCAUACUUUUCCACUUAUCUUCCAAUGACUAUAAAACAGAUGUAUGACCUGUUUCGUUUCCGAGGCUUCGCUUUUGUAAACGCCAAUUGACAAUAGAUGUUUUCAUCUUGGGAGCCAAUUAAAACGAUUCGGAUAAUCACAAUAGUAUUCUUGUCCUUUUCAUGAACUGUCAUCAGGAAUGGGAAUAUAUGUCAAGCUGAAUUUCAUCCUUUUAUCGAAUACUACUAGUGCACUCAAUCCAACUGAUUGUUAAACUACCCUUCUCUUAGUAUCUGUAUAGGCCUAUACACCAACGCUUCAACUAAUUACCGUCAUUGUCUCUUCUUACAAGUUAGCUGCGGCCUUUAUGAGUUCAUUAAGAAAUGGAAACUUGGUGUUGAUCUGGAACAUGACAUUAUUGAGUCGAAAUUAUCAUAUAUUUAUGUAGUAAGGGUUAUCUCAAAUAUUUACUUUCGAAGUUCGUUUAGUCUGGCUCUUAAACGCAUUUUACUCACGUGGUUGUUUGCAGAAUGAAGUUAACGCAAUCAAAUGGGAUCCUAAUGGACGACUUUUAGCUUCAUGUUCAGAUGAUAUGACACUAAAAGUUUGGGAUAUGCAUCACGAUCGCUGUGUACAUGAUCUUCGGGGUCACACAAAAGAGAUUUACACCAUAAAAUGGAGUCCCACUGGUCCUGGAACAGCUUUUGCAAACGCCCCACUUUGUUUAGCUAGGUAAGCUUGUAAUUUCGUUGUUUUAGUGGAUUUUUUACAAAAUAAUUUUAUAAUUGUUUUGUACUCCGGUCACUAUGAUUGUACAAUCCCAGUGGUCAUGUAAAGAUAGCUUAGCUAAACGUUUUUCAUUACCAAUAUAGUUCCUUUUAUGUACCCGGGCUUGGGAGCGGCAGUAACUCUAGGAGAGCUACAGCGGCGUUACCUUAUUUGCACCCAAGACAAAUGAUCUUAAGACAAUAUAUUUCAUUUAGUAACUUCAGUUUAAAAACUGAACUCUUUUUGUGAAUUUCGAUAAUGCAAUGAGAAGACGAAGAUUAUCUUUUUGUGAAGUUACAAAUCUGUGUAGUCGAUGCGCUUUGAGAUGUUUCAGUUCCCGUUUCAAAGUGUUUUAUCACCUUGCUAUUAAUUAAAUACACAAUAUUUUUGUAGACAACCUUUUCACGUAUCCAACAUACUUUAUCGACCACACGUCAACUGUCUCACUUACCUUUAAAUAUUUCUUUACUGUCAUCCCUCAAAUACCAUAGUAUAUUUGCGUUUGUUCUACUUCUCGAUCGUUUCUACCUUGAAACUAGCACUUCAUUAUUGUAGGUAUUCCCUUCAGUUCGUUAUAUGAUACUGUCUUGCAUCUUGUAUCCAUGGUUUGAUUGGUUGUCAAAAUAAUGAAAAGAAAUCUGUCGUAGAUUGCGUACACUUAUCGAUCUUACUAGUCAACCCUUCCUUGUAGUUUUUUCGUUUAUCAUUUUUGUCUUAAUCGAUUGUUCAAAGUCCAUAACCUGUCUAGCAUCACACAAUACAGUCAGACCUAGACGGAAGGACAAUCACUGUAUGGCUUAUUUAAGUCAGGUGGUUAAAUAGACAUAGACUUGCUUUUAUAUGUCUGUCUAUCAAAACUGAAUAAAUGUUAUAACCGGUAUGUGAUAGACCCUUUACAGUUUAUUGAUUUAUAUAUGGUUAGUCUCAAUAUUGUUCUGUACUAAAUUUAACCUGGCCAUAUUUACUUUAGUUUUCAGUCUAUUCUAUGGUGUGCUUUCGAGAUAUGAGCCAAAAUGAGUAGUGUGGUUUUUACAGUCUUAUUUUCAAUGUAGAAAAACAUCACUACAGCAUAUAUUUCUCUAAGCAUUAUUAUUAAAUGUGACGGUGAAUUGCCCUCUGAAAUUUUGUCUCCUUCAUUAAGAUUUUCCUCGUGAUUGUCUGAAUUCACUUAAAUUCUGGACUUAGUUUCUGUUUUAAUAGAAUUUCCAAAUAUCCCGGCUUUUCUGAUGAGACUAGAAUUUAUUAACGAACCAAUGAACUUAAAGAUGAUACGCCUUGGAUCUCGGCAUUAUAGCUGAUGUCAGUUAUUGGUGAAAACCCUAACUCCAAUUCCUAACGUUAACUUCCAACUCAAUGUCUUAAUCCUAAUUCUCACAUAAAUUCAUAACCCCCUUUUAACUCAACCAAAGUAGGUGAAUGUCCUUAAGGUCGCAUUCUAUUCGCUCAAACGUCGUCCAUAAAUUAUCCUCUUGCCUCUACUGUAUACUCGUCAAAGUUCAAGGUCGUGGUACCCUAUCAUGUGUGAAUGGGGCUUUAAAAUCUUAGCGACGGUAUAUUUUAUUUAUCGUACACGAAGUGUCAUCGUUUAUCAAUUUCGUACCCAACUUUAAGUUACUACUUCAACGUUCUUGGUGAUCCCCAUCUAGGCAAAGCACUUAAGCAUCAUAAUUUAACCCCUUGUACUGAGUUACAGCAUUCAUAUUGAAUAUUUAAUUUCUUCAUAUCAGGUUCUCACUUAAAAAUAUAGACAUUUCAAAAUUCCCAUCAUAUAAUUGUGUUUUAAUAUAGAUAUUUAUUACAGUCAUCUGCUAACGUAACUUUUAUUAAAGAGUACUUGAAUUUCGUUAAAUUUUGUAGGGUUAAUGAUUCUGAGUAGCAUGCGAAGCCUCGGAGUGAUUUGAUGAAAAUUUUUCUUCAUAAGAUCCAUUGUUGCUUCUCUCAUUAAACGUUGGAUUAUUUUUUAUUGACUUAUUUAGCUUGCCCAGAAUAAAAAUAUAUCAUGCUUUGCUUUGUUUUAGUGCAAGUUUUGAUUCAACUGUUCGCUUAUGGGAUGUUGAAACAGGUCAAUGCCGACGUAUAUUAUCAAGACAUACUGAACCUGUAUAUAGCGUUGCAUUCAGUCCUGAUGGUCGUUUAUUAGCAACAGGCUCAUUUGACCAAUGUGUUCAUAUAUGGAAUGUUGAUUCUGGUAACCUUAUAAACAGUUAUCAAGGCACUGGUGGCAUUUUCGAAGUUUGCUGGAAUUCGCGGGGUGAUAAGGUGGGCGCCAGUGCUUCGGAUGGUUCUGUAAGUCUCCAAAUCUUCAAAAUUUUGUUGUCGAUACGUGCUAGCAUGUUGUUACAGGAUACUAUCCCUAAAUUUCUUAUCCCGUUUUUGAUCUUAAUGUAGUACAGUUUUUCCAUACAUCUGAUUUAAGUUUAAAUCUAACAUCUAAUUAUCAAAAUCCUAUUUUCAAUUGCUAUUCAUUUAUCCUUUACUUCUUUUUAGGUUGUGGUUCUCGACCUAAGAAGGUAGCAGUGGCUCUUCUUCCCUAUCCAAUCAAGUUAUGGAAACUAAUCAAUAGCCGUUUUUUCACGUUUAACUUUAUUCAUUGUAAACAAGUAAUCUGUUAGAUUAUUUGAGACGAGAUAUAACUAAAUUUGCUAUAUGGGUGAUACAACGUCAUAACUUAUUGACCCAAAGCUUUCAAUCAAUAAUCAGAUUUUAGCAAUACUUCAAUUAUACUGGGUUCGGAUAGUUUGGAUUUCUGUUCCUUUGCUUAGCUCCUGUUUUAAGAUCCAAAUUCAGUUUGCUAAUUGUAGCCGUCGCAGUGUGCCCUGGCGUUUCUGUAUCUCUGUCAUUCCUGGAAUAAACCGAGUUUUGUACAUUUCUGAAGAUUACUGAAGAUGAUAAGUCCUUUGUUAUUAUGUUUAUGCUUAUAGCCAACAUUUUGAACUUACUUAUUCUUAAAGAGUGAAACAACUGUUAUGAACUUUAGUUGUUUCGUUUCCCUCGUCUCAGUUAUUACAUUCUUUGUAAGACUGGUACUAAACUCCAUAGAUGUUGUUAGGCUGCAUCUUUCAUCAAUUAUUUUUGCGCCGUUUUUGUUUGUCCCCUUGUCUCACUAUUUCCUUCAUUUCGGCAGCGAGGCUCAAACUUUUUGACGUUCCAGUGUCUGACUUUACUUUAAAUACGUUUCCUUCGGUGAGUGGUUUCACUUUGGGUUGUAUGUGAACUUUACACAUAACCACUAUCCGGUGAUCGUAACAUUUUGUGCUCGUUAAGGAUUGUUGCGUAUAUAGCAUUUUGUCAAGCCAUUUCCUUUAUUGAUUGAAUAAGAUAUAUUAUCCAUCUUAACUUCAGUGUAAAAUGUCCCCUUAUCUUCAACAAUUUUAUUCGAUUUCUGCUAACUGUGUAAUUCUGUUGUUAGAUUAACCAAAUUCGGUCUGUUUGUUAGCAUGUAUCCACUUUUAUCUUCAUGAUAAUAUUUAAGCAUGUUACCUAUGAACUUUUGUUUCUGAUUUGUUUCACAUUAUUCAUUGGUUUAUUCACUUUUGAAGUAUAUCUUAAUUGUCUUUUUUGGUAAACUCUAUUUCCUUUCUCCCCUCCAUGACUUUUAAAAUAGAUCAACAAAUUCCAACUCCAAGUUUUUGUCAACAAACCAAAAAAAUUCUUCUUGUUCACUACCAUUUAAUCACAUGCCCUAUCUGUCGUUUCUCGUUACGUCACUGUUUCUGGCUGUGGUUCUUAUUAAAUGGUCUUAUUGAAUAAUGAGAAAUCUUUGUCGAUUACUAGGUCGUUAUUGUUAACAUCCCUUUUUCGUUAAGUUAUUUUUAUUUUUAAACAUUCAUUCUUGUACUUUGCUUGAAUCAUUAAAAUCCUUUUAUUUGCUGUUUCAAUCUAAUAUUAUGGACCUGUAAAUUACAUUCUUUUCCACUGUGUUUGGUUAUUAUUAUGAAUUUUUCACAUAUUUUGCUGCUUUUCUAUGUAUGUUGGUUUAUAUAUUCUACUCUUAACUGAGCAGCUGUUUUGUGUUCGGAUUUGUCUCUUCCAUUUCCUUUCAUAAGAAAGCGUUCGUAUAUGUAUUUGUUGUCUUUAUGAUAAUUUAGUUCUCAUUGAACAUGUCCAUAUCCUCGAAAUUCUUCUAAAGCAUAUUUUUUCAUUCUCAAAAUAACUAUCCACUGUAUAUUUGUCCGUUUUUUUGAGAAGUUUCCCGGAUGUAAUAAUUAACUUAUUUGCGAUUUUGUACUUUUUAUCUUGACAUCUGCAGUUUUGGGGCUGGUAAAUAUAGCAUUUAUACCGUGUCUAAUAAUGUUUCGGGACUCUAUUUGGGUUUGACUGUUGUAUCUGUAUUUUAGUUGUAUGCUUCAAAUUGUGUUAGGUUUCAACAAUGUAUGAAAUUUCCUACUAUUGAACAUUAUUUUAAUGGUUAUUUUCAAAUGAAAGAUCACAAUAUCCAUUUACUUUAGCUCUGCAAAGGCAUUUCUCAAGUAGUUUUUGUUGCUAAUGUUUGACUUAAAUAAUCAGACUAUCAUUUAAGGGAAUUGAACAUGGGUUAUUAUCUAUGUAAACUUGUACUACAUGCACCUUGCGUGAUCAGUUAUUAGUCACAGUUGUUAACCCAUUGUUGGUUGAGUUUUAUCGAUUCAGUUGCGAUGUGGUUCCUGAUAGCUUGAUAUCUUAUAUUAAAUAAGGGCAGUUAAGAAGGAGCUUUACGCUUGUUAGUACUUUAGAUUUCUAUCACCUAUUUCAGAAAUCUUAUCAGGUGCUUAUUUUACAUAUAAGAAUUGGCAAGCAUAUAUAUUUAAAGUUUAUCAGUCAAUAAGAAUCAUAUGAAAAUAAACGAUAUUUCUGACAGACCAAUCGAUAACUAUAUAAUGCAGCAAAAAAUAAUUUAUGACCAAUAAUUCAGUAGAAAUGUUUCUGAAUACAGCUCUCCGACUGCAGCUUUUUAUCUUUAAGGCAAUGUGAGUUUUAAGGUGUAAUUACAAAUUGUACUAACAAUCAUUUAUAAAUAAUCAACUACAGCUCUGUUUCUUGUCUAAGAGACCUUUAUUUUAUAACGAGAAAUUCAUGUGAAAGUAUGGUGAAUAAACAUGGUAGGUUCUAUCUGUUGCAUCGAUCAUGUGUGAGGCUGAUUCAAUUCACAUACUUGAAGCAUGCUAUCAAUGUAGUACCUUUAUGGUCUCAUUUUUAUAUGGUGAUGUGAGUAGAAAAUCAAAUUACACUACUUUAAAUAAUCCCUGAUAUUGAUAUGAUAAGUGUAUUGUCCAACUAACGUCGUAACGCAUUUAAUAUGCUGUGUAAAUUAGAUACUAAAUAGCAAGACUACAAGUUCAACAGUUUUUAACAUAGCGUCUAUGUGAAACUGAUCUGACUUUGUGCCAUUUUAACUCAGCUACAACGUAGGAUCAGGCACAUAUAUGCAUCGGUCCAAGUUGCCACACCUCAUUAGCACAGCAAGAUGAACACCGGAUUCAUAGAAUUAGUUGAUUCAACGGUGUUAAUGUAUAAAAGAAAGAUUGCAUGUAAGGAUUUAUCCUUAGUUCGUAAGAAGACAGAGCAAUUUUAGUUCCACGGUUUAAGGGAAGACAGAGUAUAUACACCUACGAUAUUGUGAUCGAUUCUGAGCCAUGUUACCAUGAGUCUCCAACUAUUGGUUACGAUAGUCACGCGGACCCCAACCAAGCACUAUUAGUAUGGAUCAUUUUAAUUGGUUGCAACAGAAAACUACUGGAAAUUUUGGCAAACAUCUAAAUGUUAUGUGCAGGGUAUGUGUUUUAAAUUAAAAUAUCACUUGUUGAAACAUUAAGUUUAAAAAUCGAUUAAAGUAUGCGUUUUUAUCCUUGUCUCACCUUCCUGCUUAUAUUUACUAUAUCAAUGAGUACUACUUGAAUGGCUGUGUACCGACCGUUAGUGAUAGAUGACCGAAAUAAAUUGAGUAAGAUACUUUUAUGUUACCGAUUUCUGAGCCUAAUUCUCCGAAUACCACUUCCGGUUUACUUGGACAUACCAUGUAGGUGUACUAAAUUCAAUGCACCUGCUAAACAUUUGCUCAAUUUUAACUUCAAAUAAAAGGAAUUGAAGUAGGCCGUGAUCGGAUAGACGCAUGUGAAAUGCUCCAAACACAACGAAGGUUUUUGUUAGGAACUGAUUUACUUAUUAUGAUUUUACUGCACGUACGAGAAUCUUCAUAACUGUAUGGAAUCAAUCGUGUUUAACCAAUUCAUUUAUAAUACAAUAAUUACUCAACAUAAAUGACCUUAUUUGCAAUCUGAUAAACGUCUGUAUGUACCACCUAUUCUAGCUAAGAUAUUUGAUGUAUUCCUACUUAUUAAAUCAACAUUUCUAGAAUUGGUUUGCUCAUUUGGACUGCAGUUAAUCAGUAACAUAGAAAGAUAUCAUGUUAGAGAAUGAGACUUGUUCAGGAUAUCAAAAAUAAUAUAUUGGUUUCUUUCAUGAAUGUUAGUAGAAUAACAAUUACAAAAUACUGAUGUAUCCUGUUGAAUUCAGUUCCUCGAUAUUUUUGUUAAUGUGGUUAACUAAUUAGAAAAAGUCAACAUUGAAGUUAAGUUGUAACAUCCAUCAAUGAACUGUGAAUUGUCAGAAACACUAAAAU